CCACUUCUCACCUCAUUUUCAAUGCCAGUCGACCUGUCGAUUCUUGAUUCAUUGAGCGAGCAGGCCAUUGGAGAGAUUCUUCAGAGCUGGAGCGCCUUCGUCUACUGUACUGAGAUCCUUCUAGGCGGGAGAGGCGAUCUCUCCGCGGUCUCCGAGCUCGCUAGCUCCGUGGCCAUCCUAUGCAGAAACGGCUUACGCUCCCUCUUGGAGGACCACUUUCUCCAAUACCUUGAGGAGGCAUUUAUGGCAAGUGCGGUCUUGAAGUUCUGGCGGCACUUCGAUCCGUAUUCUGAUGUGCCAGGAUUAGAUCUAAAAAACCAUCAAGCUCUUGUUAAUCAGCUUCAAGAAGCACUUAGUUCAUCACUGGAGGAGAUAUGCUCAGAGAAGAAUUACCAGGAAAAGUGCCUUUCUUUGCUCAUUCAUGCUUUGGAAUCAUACGAGGAGAGUUUCGCGACGGAUAAAAUGUAUUAUGGGCAUCAUGAAUCCAAUCUGCUUUCCAGAUACCAGUUGAUGGUAUCUUCUGUUCUUUUGACAACGCUUCCUUUUCACUUUCCUGAGGUACUCCGCCUGUAUUUUAAGCAUAAAUUGGAGGAGCUAAAUACCAUAAUUAACAUCAGUUAUGAAGAUGGAAUGGGAUCUUUGAAGAAUGAUGGAAAUGUUAAGUAUGAUGCACCAGAUGAAAUGAACAUUGACGGGAACCAUUCUGAAUCUGCGGUAUCUAAGAAUUAUUCUUUGGUCAAAAGCAUUGGAAAAGUUGUUCUUGAUCUUAGAAAUCUUGGUUUUACAGCUUUGACAGAAGAUGCCUAUGCUUCUUCUAUCAUUCAGCUUUUGAAGGCCAAAGUUCAAAACUUAGCGGUUGAUGAUUAUCGGACCCCUGUUUUGCAGUCUAUUAAGGAAUGGAUACAGGUUGUUCCGCUCCAGUUCUUGCAUGCUCUUUUAUGCUAUUUAGGAGACUCAUAUGACAAUGAUGUUUCAUCUGGUCUGAUAUCACCUUUGGCUUCUCGUCCCCCUUCAUAUCCUGGGAUUGAUGCUCCCUCUGAAGGGCUUGUCAGGUGGCAGCUACGCUUGGAGUAUUUUGCUUAUGAAAAGCUACAGGAUUUGAGAAUUGGAAAACUUUUUGAAAUUAUUGUGGAUUACCCUGACAGCUCUCCAGCCAUUGAAGAUCUAAAACAAUGCUUGGAGCAUACUGGACAACAUUCAAAACUUGUUGAUUCAUUUAUUUCUUCAUUGCGAUAUCGAUUGCUUACAGCUGGUGCUUCAACUAAUGACAUACUGCAUCAAUAUGUUUCAACCAUUAAAGCCCUCCGAACAAUAGAUCCAACCGGUGUAUUUUUGGAAGCAGUAGGAGAGCCAAUUAGGGACUAUUUGAGGGGAAGAAAGGACACAAUUAAAUGUAUUGUUACAAUGCUUACUGAUGGAAGUGGGGUAAACCCGAGUGGAACAGGCAAUACUGGUGAUAGCCUCCUUGAAGAAUUAAAUAAAGAGGCCGAAAACCAAGAGACUGCUGAUACUGAUGAAGAUAUUAAUGUUGAUGACAAGCAAGCAUGGAUUAAUGCUGAAUGUUGGGAACCUGAUCCAUUAGAGGCAGAUCCACUGAGAGGCUGCAGGCAAAGGGGGAAGAUUGACAUACUUGAAAUGCUUGUCAGCAUAAUUGGUUCAAAAGAUCAGCUAGUUAAUGAAUACCGUAUUAUGUUAGCUGAAAAGCUUCUUAACAAAUCUGAUUAUGACAUUGACUCAGAGAUACGAACUCUAGAACUCCUUAAGAUACACUUCGGAGAGAGCAAUAUGCAGAAGUGUGAAGUAAUGGUUAAUGAUCUCAUCAGUUCCAAGCGGAUGAAUGCUAAUAUCAAGGCAUCCAAAUCUCAGCUUGCUGUGAAUGGUUCUGAGCAAGAAAAAGCCUUAUCUCUGGAUCUUGUUGAUGCCACAAUAAUUUCUUCAAACUUUUGGCCUUCAAUUCAGGAAGAAUCGCUUCAUCUUCCUUUGCCUGUAGAACAAAUUCUUUCAGAUUAUGCCGAGAAGUUUCACGAAAUCAAAGCUCCUCGUAAGCUAUUAUGGAAGAAAUAUCUUGGUACCGUAAAGCUAGAAUUGCAGUUUGAUGAUCGAAAUGUGGAAUUCAGCGUCACUCCAUUACAUGCAGCAAUUAUCAUGCAAUUUCAGGAGAAAACUAGCUGGGUUUCUGAAAGCCUCGCGGCUGCUGUUGGGUUACCUGUGGAUGUUCUCAACAGAAGAAUGAGUUUUUGGAUAGGUAAGGGUGUGAUUAGAGAUUCCGGAGGAACAAACUCUAAUGAUCGUGUCUUUACCCUUGCUGAUGAUGUCACCGAUGCAAACAGACACGAUAUUUCCAAUGAAACUGAAGGAAUGGAUGAAGAAGGAGAAAGCUCCAUGGCAUCAUUCGAGGAACAGGUGCAGAAAGAAAUGACCAUAUAUCAGAAAUUUAUCGAAGGGAUGCUAACAAACUUUGGUGGCAUGACUCUGGAUAGAAUACAUAACACACUGAAGAUGUUUUGUGUCGCCGAGCCAACAUAUGACAAGUCGCUUCAACAACUACAAAGCUUUUUAUCCAUGCUUAUAGCGGAAGAGAAGUUAGAUAUGAGGGAUGGGCAAUACUUUCUGAAAAAGUAGCCGAGAAACCGGUAAUUGCACUUUUAAUGUCAGGGUUAGUCAAGUAAUUAUAUUCAAACAUGUAAUUAUACAUACUAGCACACAAGCCUAGGUAUUUACAUUUCUCGCUCCUGAACUUUCAUAUUUACAAAAAUCUAUGCAUGGAAAGGUGUAUUUCACUUUCAAAGGUAGAUAAUAGUCUUAUUUCUGAUUUUAUAUUGAAGAUU
This is a messenger RNA of Phalaenopsis equestris, 2828 nucleotides long. Its product is annotated as anaphase-promoting complex subunit 2. Gene Ontology annotation, biological process: ubiquitin-dependent protein catabolic process. NCBI's taxonomy places the organism in Eukaryota, Viridiplantae, Streptophyta, Magnoliopsida, Asparagales, Orchidaceae. Gene Ontology annotation, cellular component: anaphase-promoting complex. The coding region runs from base 22 to 2622 and encodes 866 amino acids. The transcript has 16 exons. The record is from RefSeq and is a predicted model, not a curated record. Gene Ontology annotation, molecular function: ubiquitin protein ligase binding.